Molecule: messenger RNA, 270 nt
Organism: Endocarpon pusillum Z07020
Lineage: Eukaryota; Fungi; Ascomycota; Eurotiomycetes; Verrucariales; Verrucariaceae
Exons: 2
Coding region: 1-270 (89 amino acids)
Source: RefSeq, a predicted model, not a curated record
AUGAGGCCAAUUGACCCUAAUAUCUCUGUUAAGAUCUUAUUUCAGGCUGAAAUUCAUCAAAAACGUGGUCCUCUUUAUCUUGUAGAGUCUCUAUAUCCAAAAUCUACAAAAAAAGGGCCAAAAGCAAAGUCUAUUCCGAAGAAAUGGGCAGAAAAACAGCCAAAUGAUCAUACAACUGCAUCUAUCCCUGAUGACUCUACAGCCGAUACCCAGCUAGAUAAGCUUCUAAUACCCCCAGAAGAAGCUGAAGAACACUUUAAAGGCCGUUAA